This is a messenger RNA of Vigna radiata var. radiata (mung bean), 2406 nucleotides long. RefSeq names its product transcription factor bHLH123-like. Gene Ontology annotation, cellular component: nucleus. Bases 300 to 1658 code for a protein of 452 amino acids. The record is from RefSeq and is a predicted model, not a curated record. Gene Ontology annotation, biological process: regulation of transcription by RNA polymerase II. The transcript is spliced from 7 exons. Lineage: Eukaryota; Viridiplantae; Streptophyta; Magnoliopsida; Fabales; Fabaceae. Gene Ontology annotation, molecular function: RNA polymerase II cis-regulatory region sequence-specific DNA binding; protein dimerization activity; DNA-binding transcription factor activity, RNA polymerase II-specific.
AUAAUAAAGAAUAAGUCAAAUUCUGAUUUUUUAAAUGAGCUUUAAUUUAAUUCCACUGUCUAAUCACCCCCUGAAUUGUCAAAGAGCGUCAACGAUAUUCGUCUUAGUUUGUCACUGUUCCCAUCCCUCACCUCUUCACUUGCCAAUAUAAAUAUCCAAACUUUCGAACCCUUUUCCAUUCACUUCUUCACAGUUCAGACUGCUCCACAAAGAUACAUAUACUCUAAUAACAUAACAUCCUUAGUUUUAUCAAAUACUUUGAUGUUUAUGUGAAGGCUGAAGCAGAAGAAGUUUGAGCCAUGUCAGAUGAUCAGUUUCAAGCAAGUGGAAACUGGUGGGAAUCUGGAAGAAACGUGAGGUUUGAGAGUGGUGAAACGCAGUCUUCUUCUUCUGGGCUCACCAACAUGGGAAACUAUGCUUGGCAGCAAGACAUGGGUAGGUCUUCUUCUUCCAUGGAUAACUCUGCCUCAGGAGGUUCCUCUGUGGUUUUCCAUGACCAGAAGCAGCUUCAAGUUCAGCCACAUCAUGACUCAUCAGCCACAAAUCCCACCAAUGACCAUCCCAACUUGCAUAUGAUGGGCUUGGGCCUCUCAUCCCAAGCCAUGGACUGGAAUCAAGCAUCUUUGCAGCUACGAGGUGAGAAAGGUUUCAGGUCGAUGUUGCAAGAGAAUUUGAGCACUCCAGGCACCACGUUUCAGCAAGAAAGUGCGUUGUCUCAUCAUCAACAAGUUCAUUGGAGGCCAGAAAAAUUGUUCUCUGCGGAGUCAUCAAGCAAUGAAUUCAAGAGGGGUUUCUCCUUAGACCAAUAUAGCUCUGGGGACAGCACUGUCACAAGCCAAGGUUUGCCUUGUAGUUUUCAGAUGGAUUAUGUCGGUAACCCUUCUUCAAUAUUGCAAGGACUUUUGGGACAUGAGAGCAAUAACCAACAACCCCACCAAGGUGGUACUGCUUCUUUUGAGAAUCGUUCCAUGAAUUUUCCUUACUCAGCAACAACCUAUGGAUUAAGCUCAAAUAUUGAGUUAGUUCCUUCAUGGUCAAAGGUUCCUCAGUUCUUAAGAGCUUCACCACCAAAACAACCACCCAAUAACCACUUGCAUUUCACCAACAACGCUCCCUUUUGGAACGCUAAUUCUGAUCCUGCUAUAAAGGAUGCUCGAUCCACCUUCAUCUCCUCUUUGCAAACCCCCUUCUCGCCAUCAAAUUUCGAUGUUCAAUCAAAGAAUGUAUCUGAAGUUAGAGAGUCGAGUAUGGUGAAGAAAAGUGGGAGUGAAACAGCAGCAAAAAGGCCAAGGAACGAAAACCCAUCUCCUUUGCCAGCUUUUAAGGUGAGAAAAGAGAAGAUGGGGGACAGAAUCACUGCACUCCAACAAUUGGUUUCACCUUUCGGAAAGACUGAUACAGCGUCAGUGCUCUCUGAAGCCAUUGAAUACAUCAAAUUCCUCCAUGAACAAGUCACCGUUUUAAGCACCCCCUAUAUGAAAACCGGUGCUCCCAUACAGCAUCAGCAGGGUUCUGGUAAAUCGAAGGAAUCUGAGGGUCCAAAGCAAGAUCUUAGAAGCCGAGGGCUAUGUUUGGUGCCAGUUUCUAGUACAUUUCCAGUGACUCAUGAACCCACAGUUGAAUAUUGGACACCAACAUUUGGAGGAACUUACAGAUAGCUAAUUUAUUAGUGGGUGGCAAAAGUGGCACGGAAGCAGUACCCUCAGCAACUAGGACAACAUGUCUUAUCAAGAAACUGGCCAAAUUGGGAAUCAUAAGAUCAAAGAAAACAGAGAUGUCAAGUUAUAUAGUUAAUUAGUUCUUCUGAGAUUAUGGAAAUUCAAGAUAUUAUAUAGAGGGAGGAGGAAAAAUCACCUUCAGCAAAAGGGUCACAGUAGACCAACUACAUCAAGAAUGAUGAAAGAUGAGCAAGGUAAUUUGGCCAAUUUUGGCACCAUUGGAGCACAACAUAUAUAUUUAUAUAGUUAUAAGUUGUAUUAAUAAUUAAAUAACUAUCUGUUGGAUCUAUCGAGAAGGAGGUUCAUCUGAAAGAUACAAUAAAAAAAAAUGGAGGGAUUAGGAGUGACAAAGAAUUAUGUUGCGGAAUAUAGGGAAGUUCUUGGAAGCUUAGAUAGAAAAUUGUUGUUAGAGGAAGAUAAAGGAGCUUUGUUAAUUUUUGUUGUUGUUAUUUUGUGCAUAGAGCUGGGACUACUACUUUAGUUGAAGAAAAAGGAAAAACUAAAUUGAUUGAAUCAUUGAAAUAUAGAAGAGUGAGUGAAUGUGGGAUAUGUCAUUUGAUUGGAAAUCUCACUUUUGAUUUGUUUAUUUCUUUAGAAUAUGUAAGUGGAAGUCAGAGAGUGGCCCACUCCUCCCUUUCAGUUUUUGUUUCAAAAUUUUAAAUUACAUGUUUACAUUUUCUAUUAUAUA